AUGACGGAGGUGGAAGAUAACUCUUGGCCUUGCCUCUUACAGUUGAGACACAUUGAGACGAGUCAGAGCAUUGGCUGUGAUGACUACCUAGGCUCCGACAAAGUCGUGGACAAGUGCGGGGUGUGCGGAGGCGACAACACAGGCUGCCAGGUCGUGUCGGGUGUGUUUAAGCAUGCCCUCACCAGCCUGGGCUACCACCGCGUGGUGGAGAUUCCCCAAGGAGCCACAAAGAUCAACAUCACCGAGAUGUACAAGAGCAACAACUAUUUGGCCUUGCGAAGUCGUUCUGGCCGCUCCAUCAUCAACGGGAACUGGGCAAUUGACCGGCCCGGAAAAUACGAGGGCGGAGGGACCAUGUUCACGUACAAGCGUCCAAAUGAGAUUUCGAGCACUGCUGGAGAGUCCUUUUUGGCCGAAGGUCCCACUAAUGAGAUCUUGGAUGUUUAUAUGAUACACCAGCAGCCUAACCCAGGAGUCCACUACGAGUACGUUAUCAUGGGGAACAACGCCAUCAGCCCACAGGUGCCACCUCACAGGAGACCAGGGGAGCCCUUCAACGGCCAGCUGGUACCAGAAGGGAGGAGCCAGCAGGAGGGAAAAGAGAAAGAGGGGGACCAGGAGAAGGCAGACGCGCACGGCGGGGCACCUGAAAUGUUCACGUCGGAAUCAGCACAGACCUUCCCGGUCAGGCAGCCAGACAGAUUCUCUCCCCACCGGCCGGACAGUGUGGUGCCGCCGGCUCCACAGCCCCCUCGGCGGAGCCGGGAUCACAACUGGAAGCAGCUGGGGACCUCAGAGUGCUCGACCACCUGCGGGAAAGGAUCGCAGUACCCUAUUUUUCGCUGUGUGCACAGAAACACUCACGAAGAGGUUCCCGAGAGCUACUGUGACUCGACCAUGAAGCCGACCCCCGAGGAGGAGCCCUGCAACAUCUUCCCUUGCCCAGCCUUCUGGGACAUCGGGGAGUGGUCCGAGUGCAGCAAAACCUGCGGCCUGGGCAUGCAGCACCGCCAGGUCCUGUGUCGCCAGGUGUACGCCAACCGCAGCCUGACGGUGCAGCCCUACCGCUGCCAGCACCUGGAGAAGCCCGACACCGCCAGCACCUGCCAGCUCAAGAUCUGCAGCGAGUGGCAGAUCCGGACGGACUGGACCUCGUGUUCGGUGCCCUGUGGAGUGGGACAGAGGACCCGGGACGUGAAGUGUGUGAGCAACAUCGGGGACGUGGUUGACGACGAGGAAUGCAACAUGAAGCUCCGGCCCAAUGACAUUGAGAACUGCGACAUGGGCCCCUGCGCCAAAAGCUGGUUCUUGACCGAGUGGAGCGAGAGGUGCUCGGCGGAGUGCGGGGCUGGAGUGCGGACGCGCUCGGUGGUGUGCAUGACCAACCACGUCGGCAGCCUGCCCCUGGAAGGCUGCGGGAGCAACCGGCCGGCAGACGCCACCCCGUGUGACAACGGGCCCUGCACCGGCAAGGUGGAGUGGUUUGCGGGGAGCUGGAGUCAGUGUUCCAUCGAGUGUGGGAGCGGGACCCAGCAGAGGGAGGUGAUUUGUGUUAGGAAGAACACAGACACCUUUGAAGUGCUGGACCCCUAUGAAUGUUCCUUCCUGGAGAAACCCCCCAGCCAGCAACCCUGCCACCUCAAGCCCUGCGGGGCCAAAUGGUUUAACACAGAAUGGAGCAUGUGUUCCAAGAGCUGUCAGGGUGGUUUCCGCGUCCGGGAAGUACGCUGUCUGGCAGAUGACAUGACCCUAAGUAAUCUCUGUGACCCUCAGUUGAAACCAGAAGAAAAAGAAUCCUGCAACCCUCAGGACUGUGUCCCUGAAGUUGAUGAAAACUGCAAGGACCGGUAUUACAACUGCAACGUGGUGGUCCAGGCCAGACUCUGCGUCUAUAACUACUACAAGACCGCCUGCUGCGCCUCCUGCACGCGCGUGGCCAGCAGGCACUCGGGCUUCCUCGGGAGCAGAUAACAUCCCACUCCACAUCCGUGGGCAGGUCCGGGAGUCUGUGAGCGGGGGGACCGGCUGGCUGCUGCCCUACUGGGGGCCCCCUGGCCUGUGGAGCUGCCAGUCAAGUUAGUCCGCACCCUGCCUUCGUAAAGUGUACACGCAGUGCCCAAGAGCAAGGCCACGGUUGUCCUUUGAGCAUCACCAUGAACUGAUGAGCCCUCCUCCAGAAGCCUGGCCCCUGCGCUCUCUGCAGACCAAGCGGUGGGGAGUGCCUUCAGCUCUCAGCUGCCUCCAUCCUGGCAGUUUCUAAGUCAGCAGCCGGGCCCUGUCUGGGCGCUGCCUCGUCCCUGGCGCUGCAGGCCCUUCCAAUAUCAGUGCCCCAGGGAGAGUCAGAGGAGGCAGCACCUCCACCCCAGGGCCCCCCUAAGGCUUGCUAAGAUGCCUGCAUUCCUCUGUUACCUCGGCCCGGCUGUGCCUAUUUUCAUGCUCAAAGACCUUAGGCUGUUUUCCUGCCUUAUGACACAAAUAUCUCUCGCCAGUUUAGUGCUUUAUUGUUUGGAAAGUAUAAUCAGAGAUAUUAGCUCAUUAUGGUUCAUGGUGCCCCAGAAUGGGAGGCAGGGAAUGAAUCAUGGUCCCUAUUUUACUGACAAGAAAACUGAGACUCAGCUUAGGUAACUGACCCGCCAGGUUUGAGGUCAUGGACUGACCCAUGUGAUCAGUCCCAACCCCUGCGGUCUGACCACAAAACCUUUACCCCGAGGCCUGGCCAGAAGUCUUACAUCUGCAGAACGUGGUGGCUUCCUUUCAGACCAAGAGGCUCAGAAGUUUCACACUCAGCAAACAAAGCCUAGACCUUUGAAUUCUUUCCUCUGGCCCAAAGUCAAGUCUUAAUCUCCUGCACUCACUUGUUUCAGGAGUCUCUUUUUUCCCUUCCCCCACAAAAUCACAGGACUCUGCAUGGGUUCUUGAACCCCAUCCUUAACAGAACUAGCCCAUGCGAUAAGAAGCCAUCGGGGUAGCAAGGUGAUUUCCUUAAAUUCUUCUUCUUCCCCCCAGGGGGGCACACCACCCCUGGAAUCCUCCAUCAAGGUCACUUUUUGUCACCCAGAGCAGACUUCCAGAGCACACAGCCCCGUGGCCCCCUGGGCUCUUGCCUCUUCCUCAGUCAUCUGUCCUGGGCCUUCACCACACAUCGCCCAGAGGAAAGUCCAGCCAACCUAUCCCAGUAAGAAUCCUAUGUUUAUAUUAGAAAGAGUCUCCCUUGGGUCUUUCUGGUUUGAUUUGUGGAUUUCUCUUUGCAUCCUGCCCCCUCCCCUACACACACCUUGCCCCAUGACUCACAAACCAUAUCUCCCCUCCAAGGUGUGAGCACUAAGAUCUUUAUUAAUGCAAUCAACCUGGGAAAGGGGGCUGUGAACUCCUCCACAAUGGACACAGCAGUAGGGUCCUUCUUGAUUCGUUCACAUGACUCUGUAGUUCACAAGGCCUC
Molecule: messenger RNA, 3439 nt
Organism: Odocoileus virginianus texanus
Lineage: Eukaryota; Metazoa; Chordata; Mammalia; Artiodactyla; Cervidae
Source: RefSeq, a predicted model, not a curated record